This is a messenger RNA of Medioppia subpectinata, 729 nucleotides long. The record is from the annotation of a GenBank genome assembly. Lineage: Eukaryota; Metazoa; Arthropoda; Arachnida; Sarcoptiformes; Oppiidae.
AUAUUUGUUAAUUGCCAUUUCAUUAUACAAACAAUACGGCUAAAAAUGUAUUUCGAAAUAGUGUUGUGCAUCGGAUUGAUAGGUACGGGCCUAUCAGUGCCGUGGGAGGCGGCGGCCAAAGGGGGCAAUUGGCCGGAAACUCACCAGCGGUUAAUCAACCAAACGGUUCAACACCGGACAGACAUUCAGCUCAUAUUCCUGGGCGACUCGAUAACCGCCCGCUGGGCUAAUGUGGGUCGGGAUGUGUGGGCACAACACUACGCCUCCAGACAUGCCUACAAUUACGGCAUAGAAGGCGACCGAACGGAGAAUGUCUUAUACAGAAUCGAAGACAAAGAGUUUGAUUCAAUCAACCCUAAGGUUUUGGUCAUGAAAAUUGGUACAAAUAAUUUGGGCGACUGUACGGCACCGGAGAUAUCCAUCGGAAUCUAUGAGAUAAUCCGUCACUUGAGGGCCAAACUUCCCAACACUAAACUCCUACUUCUGGGAGUACUUCCCAGAGACGGCAACUUUGGUCUCAAAGUGGAAGAAAUCAAUAAAAUAAUCGCCAAAUUUGACGACAAGAAACACGUCUUCUUCCUCGAUAUGUCCAAACACUUCUCCACAGCGCCCGGCAAAGAGAUCCCAGACCUGUAUGACCAUGAUAAAGUACAUCUAGUGCUCAAAGGCUAUCAAGUCUGGCAACAGGCUAUGGAACCGCUCCUCAAGAGUUUAUUGGGCGAGAAAUAA